AUGGCUGUCUACUCCAAAGACAAAAAGCUCAACGCCAACCUCAAGAGGCUCGAUCAGCAACAUAGAGAUGCGGUGCGGUCAGCCAAAAACACAGAAAUUCUGCUCCAGGAAGAUGCAGGAUUCCUAGAAGCCGAGGGCAUGGAAAAAACCUACAAGUUUGUGCAAGACGAUAUAGUUAAGGAGGUCGAUCAGGCAACAGCAAACAAGCGAUUCGAGCUCAAGCUGGAGGAAUUUGGCCCUUACACGCUGGAUUACUCGAGGAACGGUCGCGAUCUACUUAUAGGAGGCAAGAAGGGUCAUGUGGCCUCGUUUGACUGGAGACUGGGCAAACUGGACUGCGAAAUGCAUCUCAACGAAACCGUGCAUGCGGUCAAAUAUUUGCACAAUAACCAGUACUUUGCCGUCGCGCAGAAAAAAUACGUCUUCAUCUACGACAAAACAGGAAUGGAACUUCAUAGACUCAAACAGCAUAUCGACUCCACACUCCUCGAUUUCCUCCCUUACCAUUUCUUGCUUACGUCAUCAGGAAACACCGGGUUCCUCAAGUACCACGACGUGUCCACGGGAGAGCUGGUGGCUGAGCAUCGCACGAAGCUGGGCCCCACUCAGUGCAUGAGACAGAACCCGUGGAACGCGGUGAUGCAUCUAGGACAUGCCAAUGGCCAGGUAACUCUGUGGUCGCCCAGCAUGCCCACUCCGCUGGCCAAAGUUCUUGCCUGUCGCGGGCCUGUGCGGGCCCUUGCGAUCAACAGAGACGGAAGGCACAUGGUCGUUGCAGGAGCAGACAAAACGCUCAAAUUAUGGGACAUUCGCAAUUUUAAAGAGAUAGAUUCAUAUUACACUCCAACACAAGCUAAUACGGUGGACAUUUCCGACAAGGGUCUGGUUUCUGUGGGCUGGGGGCCCCAUAUCACGGUCUGGAACUUCUUGAAAACCCACCAGAACUCGCCAUACAUGAAUCACAUGAUCCCUGCUUCACAGAUCCAGACCACGAGGUUUGUGCCAUUCGAGGAUAUAUUGGGCUGUGGACAUAGUAAAGGGAUCUCCUCUGUUAUUGUGCCGGGUGCCGGAGAGGCCAACUUUGAUGCACUCGAAGUCAACCCGUACGAGACAGCAAAACAGCGACAACAGACCGAGGUCAGAUCUUUGCUCAACAAACUGCAGCCUGACAUGAUCACGCUGGACCCUAACGUGAUCGGUAGCGUUGAUAAGCGCGCUCCAUCUAAAAGACUCACUGCUAAAGACCUUGCGGAGCUGCAACCCUCGCAACCUGGACAGGAGAUCGAAAAGAAGAUCAAGCCCGAGGUCAAGGGCAAGAACUCCACGGUCCGCAAAGCCAAACGGAAGCUGCGUCAAAACGUCAUCAACGAGAGGGCCAAGCGCAUCGAGCGUGCUCUUGAGAGAGAGAAAAUUCUCAGGAAACAGAAACACGAUUUCUCAAAGGGCAUCCAACCCGAGAAGGAUGUUCUCGAAGGAGCCCUUGGUAGAUUCAAAUAGAAACCUCCAAUUAAUCGCUUACUCGCUCUCUUCAAAUAACUCUUUGUCGAUCUCUGGAUCAAUGGUGAAUGGUUCGGGCACAGGAGCCUCAGUAUUGCUCUUUUCUCUCACGGUCUUGAUUCUAUCGAAUGGCUCGUUUGGAGACAGGUCCUGCAAAACAACGAUUCCUCCCAUUCCUUUGAACUUCCUCACCGGGACAAAUCUCUCGUUCUUCGAAAAUGUGACGUACUUAAGUUGAGCAGGCACAACUCUGGUCAUGUUUUCAAACUGGUACGGCUCUUUCACAUAGAAGGAUUCUGGCUGCGUCUCCGCGGUACCAUUGGUGGCCUCAGACUCAACCUUCUUCUCUUUCUCGUCCUCCACUUUUUCCUUCUUUUCAUCAAGAUCCAUCUUAUCUUCAUCCUUAGCGUCUUUCUUAGCCUUGUCUUUCUUUGCAGCUCUGGCUUUGGCACGGGCAGUAGUCGAAAGAACUGCCGUGGCAAUCUUGUCUGGUUGUUUUUCCACCUGGGCCUCGGACUUAGGAGGAUAGCUGAAGACCUCUGGCUUGGUAUGACAGUUGAUCUUGAAUUUCGGCACCUUCAGGUCCUCCGUGACACCGAUAAUGGCAGUUGGACUGAACGACAACGAAAGAAAAUGGGUAAGCGGGAACCAGUACCAGAACUGUGAGAACAGAGUCAAUCCCACAAUUGCUUUCAUGUUCAGUGUAUUGGUCUGAGCAUGCUCUAGUUGGAUAGUGACAUUUCUUCCGCCAGCAUCUAAAAUACCUUCGGCCAGUGCAGCACCGAAUUUGGCGAGAGAAUCCUCGUGCUUGUUGGACACCGUCUUAACCAGCUGUUCUCUAAAUUCCUUCACUUUGGGAUAAGUCUUUUCAUUCUGUUGUAUUAAGAUCAUAGAUUUCGCAAUUGUGGCACCUUGUCUAACAAAAUCUGUAGCAUCUUUGGUUAAAGGUUCAAGCACAUCGAUGGCUGCCUGCAGACCGCGACCAGCGCAUGAAAUUCCCAACGCCAUGGCAGUGCCGUACCUCACGUGAGGAUUGUAGGAUUCAGAAAGCAGCUCGACAAUCUUGGGGACGGUGGUGUAAUCACGCAGCAAGAUGAACCCAAGCGCCAUCACAGCAGCUCUUCUCACGUUGUCCGAGGAGUCGGAAACGGCAAUGUGCAAAAGUCUUCUGAUUGCAUUGUUGUCUGCAGUUCCACAAUAGGCCAGAGCCAAUGUGAAACAUCCACCGUAUCGAAGAAUGGAGUCCUGAUGCUCUAUCAGUUUCUCAAUCACUGGUUCGGCUGUUGUCUCCUUUCCGUAGCAAAGAAGAGCUAUACCGAUCGAAAGACCUCUAAUGAUGGUUUCGUGUUGAGUUUCCUGGGCGUAUGCCAACAUGUCGUGAAUAGCUGCCUCAUUUCCGGAUCCCAGCAUCACAAGACCCAUUCCAAAGGCGGCGGCCUCACCAGAAAUCGCAGAGUCGGUGUACAAUAUUGUUUUCAGCUCCUCGUAAAUAGACUCAUCUCCAAGAGCCAUGGCAGCCACACCAAGCCCCAAACAUGCACCAUGCAAAAUGAUAUCUGUGUUCUUGUUGUCAGCGGAGUUGCUGUUAUCAACCACGAUUUUUCUAAGAUACUCAAUGACCUCUGCCCCGUGGCCGGCAUAUAUGAAGCCCAAGCCAAAGAGAGAUCCACCAUUGGUGUAUGGUGAAGGCGUACUUCCUGGUAAAUAUGGUUGCAACACAGUCCUGCCCUGAGACAGGUUUCCUUUAUGAAUAACACCCAGUGCUGCAGUUGCCGAAAAUUUCGACCAGUUGUUGGCCUUUCCAAGCCAUUCGAGGUUGGAUCUGAAAAACGAGUCGUCGGUAGUUCCAGCAUGCAUGAAGGCAUUCUGGAAUGUCACUGCAGAGUGGAAAAUCGAAUUUCUACCGUCCAAUACUUUUUUCGAAGUGUUGAGGAUCGAAAUGUCGGUAUUGUUGUUGUCGGAGAGGAACGUGAUGUCUAAGUCACAUGUUGGCACCCCGGAGAGGAUCUUUCUGAGCUUGACCACGUUUUUGUUCGACUUAUCCAGAUCUGGAUCCGAGUCGAUGAUUUCUGCAGUUUUUGUGAGCAGUUCCUGCGAGGCGACGCUGACGAGAUCAAAGGCGAUCUGGAAGGCAAUAAGUGCUUUUUCGUGCGAGCCCAUAAGGUCCUUGAAGAUCUUGCGAACAAGCUUGAAAUCGUUGAGCUGCACGAUGAUCUUGGUGAUGAUGGUGUAAUCUGGGUUGUUGAAGGAGACGAGGGUCAAGAUCAGAGAGUUUAGGAUUCGGGUACGGAAAUCAAUGUUGUAGGAGACAGUGGUGCAGCAGGUGAGGAUGUAGCCAAUCAGGCUGGAAACGAUCUCUUCGCUGUUGCUUUCCUUAGCCAGUGUAUCGAUUAUGGACGUAACAAUGUCCUGUCGGUAACUCUCGAGGGCAAUUCCCAAAGCGAGCUUGUGCUCUCCCUGGACAACGCACUUGUGCACCAUUGUUUCAAAAAUACUCUUCAAUUGCGGGUCAAUGGCCACCUUCUCGUCGGAGAAAUUGGCCCGCGACAGCGAGAUGUACUGGUUGAUGCACUUGGAUACAAUGGUCUGAGAGUACUCUGUAUUUUCGUCCACGUUGAAUUCCUUGCCCGCAAGCAGUGAGUACUUCACAGAGGAGUCGUAGUCGCCCAAAUUGUAGUACACUUUCGAGGCCACCAGCGCAGCAAGGUGUCUGUUGGCGAACUGCUCGUCCUCGUACAGCUGUUCAAUUUCGGCGAUGUUGUUCGCAAUCUCCGCCCACAAUUGGUCGACCACGUUGUUCAGCGACCUCAAAGCGUACACCUUGAGGUCUGGAUCGUGUUCUUCCAGAAGCGAGAGGUAUGGGGCCGCAGAAGUGAUUGCCGUCAUUUUGCC
Messenger RNA from Ogataea polymorpha, 4389 nucleotides. RefSeq lists its product as uncharacterized. The coding region runs from base 1 to 1497 and encodes 498 amino acids. The record is from RefSeq and is a predicted model, not a curated record. Gene Ontology annotation, biological process: maturation of SSU-rRNA from tricistronic rRNA transcript (SSU-rRNA, 5.8S rRNA, LSU-rRNA). The transcript has a single exon. Gene Ontology annotation, cellular component: small-subunit processome; nucleolus; 90S preribosome. Lineage: Eukaryota; Fungi; Ascomycota; Pichiomycetes; Pichiales; Pichiaceae. Gene Ontology annotation, molecular function: protein binding.